GGGUCUUGUGAUCUGUCUGGGAAUUGUUUUUCUGGGAGUUUCGCGUGAGGUUUGGACGUAUAGAUAUAGCGACUGGGGUGCCUAUGACAUGGGCAUGGGUACUUUCAGCUAAUAGAGAUGGAAUUCUCUCUGGCCUGGAAUGCACUCUCCACUUCCGUUGUUGCCCGACUCAGGGUGAAGUUCCCACGCUGUCCACAGCCAAGGAGGCCGGUGCACUUUGCGCGAGCGUCUCCUCCAGACACGACAACAAUUGAACAGCAUAUAUCCGGCGAAGGGGUGCCAAGACGAUGUCUAGACGUUCGCUUCACUAUCUUUACUACCUUCUACUCUCCCUGUCAUACGACAUUCAAAGCAUGGCGCAAACACUUCCAGCAUGUAUCUCUCUCACGGGGUCACGGCUAUGUCCAGCAUUCAACGAAUCCUUCGUCGCAGUUCAGCAAAGUGAUAAAUUCCCCUUUCUCAAUAACAUUACCACCGUCAGCGAGUUCGACGACCAGCUGCAAACCUAUCUUAAUGGUGAUCACGUACGGCAGAAAUACGACGUGCUGUUCAAUUGCUCCAGUUCGGGUCCGGAGAUUGGAAAUGUGACGGAUGUGUUUUGUGCGAGGUGGACGAGGACGGUGAUGUGUGCCAGUAUUGUGCAGGAGAGUUUGGAGCCGUGCCAGUUGUCUGAGGACCUCAGGUAGCUUGAAGUUUAGCAAAGGUUUGACGAAACAAAGCUUAUUCGGACUACAGCCAGCCAGUUUGUGUGGAUACAUGCGCUCAAUGGGCGACAUCGGAGGAGUCGAUCGUGGUUAACUCG
Molecule: messenger RNA, 802 nt
Organism: Saitoella complicata NRRL Y-17804
Lineage: Eukaryota; Fungi; Ascomycota; Saitoellomycetes; Saitoellales; Saitoellaceae
Exons: 2
Coding region: 118-588 (156 amino acids)
Source: RefSeq, a predicted model, not a curated record